Messenger RNA from Diachasma alloeum, 2702 nucleotides. Its product is annotated as ankyrin repeat and zinc finger domain-containing protein 1. Lineage: Eukaryota; Metazoa; Arthropoda; Insecta; Hymenoptera; Braconidae. Gene Ontology annotation, molecular function: nucleic acid binding; protein binding; zinc ion binding. The transcript has 4 exons. The coding region runs from base 317 to 2692 and encodes 791 amino acids. The record is from RefSeq and is a predicted model, not a curated record.
CUCAUUUCCGGUUUGGGAUUUUGGCCCUUUGGGAUUUUGUCCCCUAUCCCAAUAACCUCCCGAUACCUUCCAACAAUAAAAAUAAACAAAAAUAUCCAUAUUGUUUAAAAAAUAGGAUCGAGCACCUGUUCUCCACCAAUUGUGCACCAGCAACUAGCCAAAAAAACCCACCAAAUCGUCCGACACUUUCAUAAUCGCCAUUAAUCUUAAAAAAUAGUAACUAAUCACCCUGUUUCAACGUUUGUAUCUAAUUUGAUAAAACCAGUGACAGAAAACAAUAAUAAACAAUAAUUAAUUUUACGUGAAGAUAUUUACAAUGGAUAAUCGAUUAUUUAAAAUUUAUAAUCAAAAAGAUUUUGAUAGUAUUACAAAGGGCAUUAAAGUCGCCAAGUGCAUGAGACUGAAGUCAUCAAUAGUUCCAGAUCCUGAGACCAUUUUCUCGCAACUGGAGGACCUGACGGUGUCUGAUUCCCUGAGCUGUUCAUUUUGCAACAAGGUGUUCGAGGAUCAGGCCCAGCAGAGGUCCCAUUACAAGCUGGACUGGCACAGAUACAACCUGAAGCAACGGCUGAGGGGCUUCAAGUCCAUCACCGAAGACGAGUUCGAUGUUCUUGCUGAUGAAGAUGAUGUCUCCAGUCUCUCAGGCUCCGAGUCCGACCCGGAGAACGGCUCCGAGACCAAUUCCACGGACACCGCCACCCCAAAACCCCCGGACCACGACUCAAAAUCCUCUCCGAGCAGUAGCACCCGUCCGAAGAAGCUCGACCGCAAGCUCCUGAUCUCCUGCGUCUCCUCGGAUUCAGAGCCUGAAGAAACGUCUGAAGCCGCUCAAAGACGAAAGCACGACGCCCUGACGGUAACUGCCAGUCGUCACUCGAAGGUCUUCUUCGAGAAUUCCGAAGGUGACAUCUUCAGCAUCUACCGCUGCCUCCUCCACUCAAAGAAGUCCGUCCCCUCCCUAAACGACGAGAUAAUCUCCCAAGCAUUGAACAGCGGCAAGCGCUCCAGUUGGACCGUCAUAAUGGUGGGAGGUGGUCACUUCGCAGCGGCAGUCUUCCAGGACGGCGAGGCCCUGGUCCACAAGACCUUCCACACGUACACAGUGCGCGCUAAGCAGGGCUCGAGCCAGUCCCAACGGGACAAUCGUGGGGCUGGCUACCAGAAGAGCGCUGGAGCUAGUCUCCGCCGUUACAACGAGUCCCUCCUGAUCCAGCACGUCCAGGAGAUACUCGACUCCUGGGGCCCCCACAUCACCAACUCCUCCCUGAUUCUGUACCGAGCAGUGGGUCCCCAGAACCGAACAGUCCUCUUCGGGGGUAAGAAUCCACCGCUCGACAAGACAGACCCUAGACUCCGUCCCCUUCCCUUUCCCACGAGACGAGCAACAUUCAGUGAAGUCCAGAGGGUCUACGACGUCCUGACAACGGUGGAGGUGUACGGAUCAGCCUCGGACUUCACCGACUCCUUCCCCAUAUCCCCAAGACAACCCAUCCGCAAGAAAAUCCCUAGGGUCGAUCUCCUGGACGAAAUCCCAGAGCAGAAACCUGAGGAGAAUCCUGAUGUGUUGACGUCGUCCCCUGACGUCUCCAAGGGCAAAUCCCCCGGGGCGUCUGGGGACAGGCACAAGAGCCCCAGGACUCGCAUAGACCGAGCGAAAGCUCGGAAAAGUCCCAGCAGACCUCUACCUGACAUCAUCGCCAGACUGGCAAUGUCUUCCUCUGAAUCAGAUGCUGAUGUUCCUCUUCAGUUAUUCGAUCAAAUCUGUGAGAUUGAUUUUACGGAGGAUCUUCUGGCCUUUGAAGACACUGCGCCUAGGCACAUUAGACAGAAGAAGAUCAAGAGACAGAGGAAGAAGGUGAAGAAGGACAAACCGGAGAGAGUUGUCAAUCGGGUGCUGGAGGAGUCCAAGAUGAAGCUGUGGGCUGCUUGCAUGGUUGGGGAUGUUGGAUUGUUGAAUGACACGUGGGAGGUGCUUAUAGGGGAGGUGAAGAGGUGGGAGAAGCCGCAGGUGUCCACUGGAGGGUCAGAGGGGUAUCCAAAGAGCCCUGAAAUCACUUCGAGACAGGAUGACAAAAACGAAGAGGAUACGAAUGACGUUGAAUUGAAAAUAGAGAACGUUCUGGAGGUGAUCAAUGAGGGUAAUGAUGAUGGCAACACUCUGCUGCAUCUGGCAGCUGUGGCAGGACACCUCGAUGUCGUCUGGCUGCUGAUGGAGAUGGGUGCCAACCCCUGCAGGAAGAACAAGAAAUGUCAGACGCCUUAUGCAGCCACUGCUGGCAAGGAGGCCAGGAACACCUUCAGGAGGUUCAUGGCUGUCAAUCCCGACAAGUUUGAUUACCAAAAGUCCCAGAUCCCUGCACCUCUCACCGAGGAGAUCGAGAUGGAGGAGAUGAACAGGAAGAGGGUGCUGAGGAAGGCCAAGAGAGAGAAGGAGAGGGCGAAGAAACGAGAGUUCGAGAUGAAGAAGCAGGAAGAGAACUCCAAGCAACGGUUCCUCAAUCUCUCCGACAGGGAGAAGAGGGCACUCGCUGCUGAGCAGAGGAUCCUCAAGCAGAAUGGGGUGGUUGUGGCCAGGUGCUUCCAGUGCGCUGCUGACAUGUCUGGAACAGUUCCCUUCGAGUAUAACUCUAAUAGGUUCUGCUCUAUGCCAUGUUUGAAGGAGCACAGACUGCAUAAUAAGUUUAUUGUUUGAGGGUUGGAGU